This is a messenger RNA of Lotus japonicus, 1200 nucleotides long. RefSeq lists its product as uncharacterized. Bases 10 to 918 code for a protein of 302 amino acids. The transcript is spliced from 4 exons. NCBI's taxonomy places the organism in Eukaryota, Viridiplantae, Streptophyta, Magnoliopsida, Fabales, Fabaceae. The record is from RefSeq and is a predicted model, not a curated record.
GAGGAAGAGAUGGGCCCCUCUGAAGAAACCUUAGUGGAAGCAGCGCUCCGAGUUCUCAGCACCGCCGACCCGUUCGAGAAGGCGCGACUCGGCGACUCGGUGGCGACGCGGUGGCUCGACGGCGCCAUCGCCGAAUCCUACCACCCUCAUCGGAACCUUCUCGUCCCUGACCGCCCCGCAAGGCUUUCCACCGUGAGGUUGGUGCCACCGAGUCUCAUGCCGAAGCUGGGCAAAGCUGGCAGCUUGCAGAGCAGGGUUGCCAUUGUUCAUAGCCUUGCUCACAUUGAAAGCUGGGCUAUUGACUUGUCUUGGGAUAUAAUAGCUCGUUUUGGUAAGCAAGAGGCAAUGCCUAAAGAGUUCUUUACAGAUUUUGUGAAGGUGGCACAGGAUGAAGGGCGACAUUUCACUCUUCUUGCUUCACGGCUUGAGGAGCUUGGUUCUUAUUAUGGAGCAUUACCAGCUCAUGAUGGACUCUGGGAUUCUGCCACUGCAACUUCCAAGGAUUUACUAUCAAGAUUAGCUGUUGAACAUUGUGUCCAUGAGGCUAGAGGACUUGAUGUGCUGCCUACAACAAUCUCACGUUUCCGCAAUGGUGGUGAUAACAUCACAGCAGAUUUACUAGAAAGUGUAGUAUACCCUGAAGAAAUUACACAUUGUGCUGCGGGAGUGAAGUGGUUCAAGUAUCUAUGCCAGAGGUCUAUAAAUCCGUCCUCAGAUAAAGAAGAGCAAGAAACUUGUGCAGCAUCUUGUGGAAGUACAUCAGAUGAGAAUGAAGUGAUUCCAAAGUUUCAUGCAAUAGUGAGGACACACUUCAGAGGACCUUUAAAACCACCUUUCAAUGAGGCAGCUAGAAAAGCUGCUGGAUUUGGUCCUGAGUGGUAUGAACCGCUUGCUGUUAAAGAGGCCAAUACACAAUAACCAGUUCAUCUUCUUCAUUUCAUUUGGAGUUUCUUACUGCAUGCAUCUUGGGGAGCGGUAAGUAACACUUUGGUCUUUUUAUAUUUAUAUUUUAGGUUUAUUUUUCAAAAUACAGAUGUUUUGACUGGGAUCAGAACAUAAUUGUCCAGAUUAAAACAUCUUAUAUGAAUUUAGGAAGUUUACAUCAGGUUAUAGGUUAUAUCUCAUUGUUAUUAUUAUUGUAUUGCUAUUUGAAUUUUAAAGAGUAUAUUGUUUAGUAAUUUAAUGAUACAAGUAUUAUUA